Molecule: messenger RNA, 771 nt
Organism: Nothoprocta perdicaria
Lineage: Eukaryota; Metazoa; Chordata; Aves; Tinamiformes; Tinamidae
Product: natriuretic peptides A
Exons: 3
Coding region: 91-513 (140 amino acids)
Biological process (GO): receptor guanylyl cyclase signaling pathway; negative regulation of systemic arterial blood pressure; cGMP biosynthetic process
Cellular component (GO): cytoplasm; extracellular region; nucleus
Molecular function (GO): hormone receptor binding; hormone activity
Source: RefSeq, a predicted model, not a curated record
AGAGAGGCUAGGACAAGGAAGAGAGAGACCUGAAGAGACAUCUAAGAAGGAGCAGCCUGAACUUCCCCUGCUCCCAACGAGCUCAGCGCCAUGGACACUAAAGGCUCAUUCUCCUGUGGCUUCCUCUUGCUGCUUCUCAUCCAGUUCCAGUCCAGCAGAGCCAACCCUAUCUACAGCCUUAGCCCUGCCAAAGAACUGGCCAGCAUGGAGGCUCUUUUGGAGAAACUGGAGGAUAAAUUUGCAAUGAUUGAAGCCCUGGAGUCCAAUCCUGAUCUGCAAGAGCCCAAAACCCAAGAGGAGAUCCCACCAGAAUUUGGAGAUGACAGUGAUGACCAGAAGAUUGAAUCCAGACUAGCACCUAGCACCCCUCUAUCCUACAGGAACCCCUUCCUUAAGAGAAUGAGGGGGCUGCAGAUGCCCAGGAUGAUGAGAGAUUCUGGCUGCUUUGGGAGAAGAAUUGACAGAAUUGGUUCCCUGAGUGGAAUGGGUUGCAACGGUUCCAGGAAGAAUUAGGAAAACCUCGCCACCCCGUGCUAUGAAGACUGCUUUACAGUAUCCGUUCCUCCCACCAUGAAAGCCAGAAACUUUCUAAACUCUUCGAUGGAAAGUUAUUCUUAUUUUUAUUUAUUUAUUUAUUUAUUUAUUUGAAGUUUUUUAAAGAACAUUUCUUACUCUAGCACCAAGAGACCAUCUUUAAAUAAAACUAACACAUUAGAUAUGUAUGCUGAACUUCUCUCCUGUCUGUUACAUUAAACCUUCACAUAUUUUUCU